Thunnus maccoyii (southern bluefin tuna) is the source of this 1957-nucleotide messenger RNA. It is a transcript of the gene ddx55, whose product is annotated as DEAD (Asp-Glu-Ala-Asp) box polypeptide 55. The record is from RefSeq and is a predicted model, not a curated record. Gene Ontology annotation, molecular function: ATP binding; nucleic acid binding. Gene Ontology annotation, cellular component: nucleolus. NCBI's taxonomy places the organism in Eukaryota, Metazoa, Chordata, Actinopteri, Scombriformes, Scombridae. Bases 126 to 1925 code for a protein of 599 amino acids. The transcript has 14 exons.
UUCCACCCGGCUUGUAAACAUCAGCGCACCCGGAAGUCGGAGCAGCGUGGGGAGCCAGCAGACAGUUAGCUCAGCAGUGGCUAACAACUUUAGCUUCAAACUUUGGUUGUCGGUCUGUUUCCAACAUGGACAACACGACAGAGGGCACGUGGGACAGUUUACCUGUUCAGCUCAACGGCGGGAUUUUACAAACGCUCGAGGAGCUGAAAUUCACGCACAUGACACCUGUACAGUCUGCCUGUAUUCCGCUUUUCAUGAGUAACAAAGAUGUUGCUGCUGAGGCGGUGACUGGAAGCGGGAAGACGCUCGCUUUUGUGAUUCCUAUUAUAGAGCUGCUGCUGAAGAGAGAAGAGAAGCUGAAGAAGAUGCAGGUCGGCGCUCUGGUGAUCACUCCCACCAGAGAACUGGCGCUCCAGAUCAGUGAGGUGAUGGAGCAGUUUAUCCAGAAGUUUCCACAGUUUACGCAGAUUUUACUGAUCGGUGGAACAAACCCGAUAGAAGACGUGGAGAAGUUCAAGGAUCAAGGGGCGAACAUCGUGAUCGCGACGCCCGGCCGUCUGGAGGACAUGUUCAGGAGGAAGUCAGACGGUCUGGACUUGGCGAGUUCAGUCAAGAGUCUGGAUGUGCUGGUUCUGGACGAGGCCGACAGACUGCUGGACAUGGGCUUUGAAAUGAGUCUGAACACCAUCUUGGGCUUCCUGCCUAAACAAAGACGUACAGGUUUGUUUUCAGCCACUCAGACGCAGGAGCUGGAGAAGCUGGUGCGAGCCGGACUCAGGAACCCCGUACGCAUCACCGUCAAAGAGAAAGGCGUAGCCGCCACCGCCACCCAGAAAACCCCGUCCAGACUCUCCAACUACUACAUCAUUUGUAGACCAGAGGACAAGUUCAACAACCUGGUGACGUUUCUACGGCAACACAAACAUGAGAAAAACCUGGUCUUCUUCAGUACGUGUGCGUGCGUCGAGUACUAUGGUCGAGCUCUGGAGACGCUGGUUAAGAAAGUCUCCGUCCACUGCAUCCACGGCAAGAUGAAGAACAAACGCAACAAGAUCUUUGCCGACUUCCGAGCUCUGAAAAGCGGGAUCCUGGUGUGUACAGACGUCAUGGCCAGAGGUAUUGAUAUUCCAGAUGUUAACUGGGUGCUGCAGUAUGAUCCUCCCAGCAGCGCCAGCGCCUUCGUACAUCGAUGCGGUCGAACAGCACGUAUCGGUAACCAGGGAAACGCUCUCGUCUUUCUGCUGCCGAUGGAGGAAUCAUACGUCAAUUUCUUAUCCAUCAACCAGAAAUGUCCGCUCCAGCAAAUGUCCCAUGUGAGCGACGUUGUGGACAUUCUGCCCAAAGUGAAGGCCAUGUCUCUGGCGGACCGCGCCAUGUUCGACAGAGGCAUGAGGGCCUUCGUCUCGUUCGUCCAGGCCUACGCCAAACACGAGUGUAGCCUCAUCUUCAGAGUCAAAGAUCUGGAUUUUGCCGCCUUGGCUCGCGGCUUCGCCCUCCUCCGCCUGCCGAAGAUGCCUGAACUGAGGGGGAAGACGUUCCCGGAUUUCGCCCAGACGACGGUGGACACUGAAACCAUCCGCUACAAGGACAAGCACAGGGAGAAACAGAGACGGAAGAUGCUGGCCGAGCUGAAAGAGAAAGAGGGGGAGACUUUCCAGCACAAGAAGAACUUCGUGAGGAACAAAUCGUGGUCCAAACAGAAGAGCAAGAAGGAGCGCAGGAAAAAGACAGCAGCCAAGAGGAAGCACAACGAGGGCUCCGACAUAGACGAUGAAGACAUGAACGAGAUUUUAAACGACACCCGGCUCCUCAAGAAACUAAAGAAAGGGCGAAUCAGCGAGGAGGACUUUGAGAAACAGAUAACAAAGUCAAAACACAAAACAGAAGGACCGUCACACGACGGCUCAGACGCAGAAGAUGUUUGAUGUCCAAGUUCAAUUAAACACGAAAAGCCACA